AUGGCGGCUGAAGAUGAAGUCUUCGUCAUGAAACUUGAUGGGGAUCCAGGAGACUUCCACUGCAUGGCUUGCCUCAAGAUCUGCAACUACUUGGAUCAAAUUUAUUGCUGUGCCAAGACGUGUAACAUGCCAGGGCAACAACAAAGAUGCGAGGGUGCCUUCUUGAAAGUCUGCCUUCAACGUCAUGCUAUCGAUGAGAUGGUCACUGCGAUGCUUGCUGACAAGAAGAUUGUCGAUAUGAAGGGAAACUGUCUGUUCUGUCGCAACAAGAAACACCACGAGGAGCUCAAAUGGUGCGCUGGAAAGACCAAGCUGGAGCUUUUCUUGCAUGUCAUCGACCGCGAAGACUGGAAAAUCGACACACUGCUCGAAAAGUACUUCGAGAUCCGUGUGCAGAACCGAAUGAACGACUUGAGAAAGGUUCAGGCUCGUAUCGAACGCGAGAUGCGUGCGGUUGCCGAGGCACAUGGAAAACAACCAGCAGAAAUUGAGCAUAUGAUGGCGAAACAAGGACGCUCGGCUCGUCGCAUUCAAAGAAGAGAAGUGGAUCAUAUCGAGACGGAGAAUGAGGGAAUCCGCAGACGUCUGGGUGUCAAGCUUCUCAAAAAGAAGAAUCAAACGAUCCAACGUAUCAAGGACGCUUGCGAGGCUGCACCGAUACCUGAGAUGGUGUGUACACAAAUGAAUCUCCAAAAAUUAAAUGUGAACUAA
This is a messenger RNA of Caenorhabditis remanei, 711 nucleotides long. RefSeq lists its product as uncharacterized. The coding region runs from base 1 to 711 and encodes 236 amino acids. The transcript has 3 exons. NCBI's taxonomy places the organism in Eukaryota, Metazoa, Nematoda, Chromadorea, Rhabditida, Rhabditidae. The record is from RefSeq and is a predicted model, not a curated record.